UUUAAGUCGGCCAGGCUAAGGAUUCAAGUUUGCCGUUUUUUCUUUCAGACUCAUUUCAGACUGCGACCCAAUUGGCGCGGCGUGACCGCGUUUGCAAGUUUGCACAGCCAGAUUAGUGAGCUUUUGGUUGCUAAGAAGCGCGUAAGAUACCUGUACUGUAUACUGUAAUUCGUUACAGUUGGGUUUGCAACAUCCGAGCUACGAGAAGAGGUCGCAAUGUCCAAACACAAGGUACAAGAGCCAAAGAAGUAUGGGAACGACUGGGCUUUUCGAUAUGUAUAUCGGAACGAUCUUCCCGUGGACCCGUUCGAGCCGAAGCUCUUAGACUAUGGGAGUCCAAAAGACCGGCUGUUUAAAUACGAGCCAGGGACAGACUCGCUGGAGGACAAAUUUCUCUUUGAAGUGACGGGGCGGAAUAUCGAAAACGGCGUUGCCUGCGCUCCAUUGGCGAUGGGAACCUUGUCUGACGCGUUCUACACACCGAGGGAAAAGGCUAGGGUUCGACGACUCGAACCAGAAGAUGAAGAACUACUGGCUCCACCGUCGGCAACUGCUACAGCGCGUCCAUCGAAUGCAGUAACGCCCAAUGUGCUCUUCCUAAGGCAGAAUAAGAUCAGUAUGUCGGGCGACGCGAAGACUUAUGGGAGGACGAGACCGGUGACGACGGAGAGCAGAAUUGGGCAAUCGGUAAUAGAUGACACCAAGAUCCAUGAUCAAGCACCACAUACGACGGAAGGGAAGCUCCGCGCCAUCCGACAGACGUUUGAAAGCGUCAAACGAUUCACGACCGAGAACAUCAAGCAUCCCGGCGGGAAGGACCUCAAAGCAAUGGAGAUCUUUCCAAUAUUCCCAGACUUCACAGGGUCAUGGCCUGAUCCGCUCGUGCUCGCUGUAUUUGACGCAGAUCCGUUGGAAAAGGGAGUGGAAAACGGUAACAAAGAGAUUGAGAAGGGGUCGGAGAAAGCUAUUACCCUAGAGGAGGCGUUCCUUAAGCCACUAAAGAAGCCGGAUCCGCCACAUGAACCUUUCAUGGGCUACUAUCAACCAGAAAAGAAACUUGUCAACAAGAUAAAAGACAAGAGGGAAAAGGCGGAUAUCUUCGGCAGGGAUGAGGAUGAGCUGGAUACCGAGUCAUACGAUUUCCCAUUGGUCCGUGACUUCCAGUAUCAAACAAAAGACGGCAUAUCCGAUCAACUAGUCUUCAAAAUCGACAAUGAGCACCACGGAGUCUUCUUCAAGCGAUUGCGGUCGCGAAUCAACUUUAAGCGCCAGCGCGCAAAGCGGAAAGAGGAACAGGACCGUGAACAAAGUCAAAUAUCGAGGGACAGGCCAACUGUUUUGUCCAUACGGAAACGGCCAUUUACACCAGAGGAGAGGAGGACACGGAGGAAGGUCGUCAAAGAUGAAUUGGAUCUGGAGGGAUAGGUUUUCUCAUGGCAAGGGUAGAUCUUGGAUCGGUAGCGAG
Fimicolochytrium jonesii is the source of this 1465-nucleotide messenger RNA. Its product is annotated as RNA polymerase II-associated. Bases 217 to 1425 code for a protein of 402 amino acids. Gene Ontology annotation, molecular function: RNA polymerase II complex binding; chromatin binding. Gene Ontology annotation, cellular component: Cdc73/Paf1 complex. NCBI's taxonomy places the organism in Eukaryota, Fungi, Chytridiomycota, Chytridiomycetes, Spizellomycetales, Powellomycetaceae. The transcript is spliced from 8 exons. Gene Ontology annotation, biological process: transcription elongation by RNA polymerase II. The record is from RefSeq and is a predicted model, not a curated record.